Paramacrobiotus metropolitanus is the source of this 4702-nucleotide messenger RNA. RefSeq names its product atrial natriuretic peptide receptor 1-like. NCBI's taxonomy places the organism in Eukaryota, Metazoa, Tardigrada, Eutardigrada, Parachela, Macrobiotidae. The transcript has 22 exons. Gene Ontology annotation, biological process: receptor guanylyl cyclase signaling pathway; protein phosphorylation; cGMP biosynthetic process. Bases 487 to 3648 code for a protein of 1053 amino acids. The record is from RefSeq and is a predicted model, not a curated record. Gene Ontology annotation, molecular function: peptide receptor activity; guanylate cyclase activity; ATP binding.
AAUUCGUUCUGUACGUAGUUUGUGUAUGGUCCCUAACUAUACCGUUAAUUACAAAUUUAUAGUACACGAAUAAUAAUACGUAAUUUGCACAGCGAGUCCGCGACGGAAUGUUUUCGCUGACUGCGAAGCAGACAAGAAAACGCCACUUCGUGUUUUUAUGUUAGUUAUGUCCCGAAUGAGUCGAUUAAUCUGUCGAAUAUCGGCUUGGAUUGGUUACCUUUGCGUAGAUCUAGAUGAUGAAUUAAUAAAUAAACAUUUUUGAACUUCCAACGAUCGUCCAUCUCUGUUCUCGUGACAUGUCGACACUUCCUGUUGAUUCAGUUUACAAUUUACAUUACAAUGCUUGACCUUAAAUCUCUGGAUAUCUCGCAACAACCUGCGUAUGAGUUAUUUCUAAUUUCGUUAUAAGCCUUGCACUCGCCAACAAAACGGCUUACGUACUCGCACAGUUGCAGUUUUGUACCGCUUUUGUCUUUACCGACUGAAAUGAAUUUUGUCGUUGUUAUCAGCCUUCUCUUCCUGAUGUUUAGUGGCAUAAUACGGCUACAAUGCUCGAAUGUCACAGACAUUCGUUUUUUUAUUCACUUGCCGUACACGCAGUAUACGUACAGUUACGAAAUUUUAGGACCGGUAAUUGAUGCAGCAUUUGAAUAUGUUAAUCAGAAAUACAAGGGAACUGGUUUGAAGUUCUCCCAAUAUCGUCAAAUAUAUCCGUCGAUCUACCGCUGCGAUCAGACGUUAUCGGUGAUUGGACAACUUGGAGCGAAGUAUUAUUUUGACUAUAUCGAAGCCGAACAAGAUUCCGUUCCUGCAUUUUUUGUUGCAGCUUGCGAUGCUGUUAUGAACUUUAUCGGAGAUUACGCAAGAGAACUUGUUGGGUUUCUCACAGAAAUAAACGCACUGUUUGUCACGAGUCUUCCCGCGGAUGUGCGCCUCGAAGACAAGGUCCGUUUUCCCACCUUGACCCGUUUCAUUCCUUACCAACCACAGGAUAUUGCCGGUUGCAUUUCCGCCCUGCUUAGCGAAUUCUCAUGGCACCGGGUCACCGUCAUUCACGAGACCAGCAGUGCUUUCUACAGCAGCGUGGGAUCAACGGUCUACAACAUGCUGAUAUGGAACAAAGAUUUUACCCCCACUUACUUUUCCUAUGACACGGUCAGCGAUGAAGAUAACUGGAAGGAUCCUGAGAUUUUCUUGCAGUCGGCAAAAAGCUUUACAAGAGUGAUUUUUCUAAUGGCUCCGAUGCUGGAAGUUCAGAAGCUGUUGGUGACUGCGUAUCGCUAUGGUAUGAUCAACGAAGAAUUCGUCUACAUCACGAUAUGGCCGUUUCAGCACGAUUAUUAUGGAAAUCUCUCAACGCAGUACUUUGAGCCAAGCGACAUUAUUGUAAGGAACGCUUUCCAGUUCUUGUUGGUUGUGACUCCCAAGGCGGUAAAUUCACCGUUGGUUACCAAUUUCACUAUGCCAACGAUAAACCAAGCAGCAGCCAUAAAAGAAAAGAGCGGUCAGAAAGAUCUGCAUAUUGUGGAUACCUAUUCGGCAAUUACGGAAGCUGCAAAGGCGUAUUUCGCAGUAUGGAAUGAAACUGGGAAUAUUCUGGAUGGUAGAGCAGUUUCCCAGUUUAUGUGGAAUAAAACUCUGGAAAACGAUGUGGCUGGCCCGAUUUUCAUUGAUCCCAAUGGAGACAAAAAAGUGCAGUAUGCAGUGCUGUCGUUCAACCAAGACAGUGGUCAGUUCGAAGAAGUGUACGUUUUCGAUGCUUGUACGAUUACCUGGGCACGGGUGCCGGGGAAGACUGUUACGUGGUCAGGUGGAAAAGUGCCACUGGAUGAGCCGGUUUGCGGUUAUACGGGGAAUAAAGCAGUCUGCUCUCAGCGGCCAGAAAACCAUUCUGCAAUUGUAUGGAUACCGAUAACAGCAUUGCUCCUUAUUGGAAGCGUUAUUCUUCAUGUUUAUACCAGAAGAAAGUUUCGCCACCAAAACGAUCUGGAGACAGCUUGGAAAUUGGAAGAUGCCAAGCUGUUCGUGCCCUUUUAUAUUGGAGGUUGGGACUGGUUUAGUCAAAAAGGUCGCCCGCAGGCUUUGGUAUCGAGUGCCACGAUGAUACAGGGACAAAACAGCGUUUUCCCGAGCGGACACAUUGGUUACUAUGAGCAGCGAAAGGUGUGGAUCAAAUCCAUUGACACCGCCAAGCCAUUUAGUCCUAAUAAUCAGGAGCGGCAUCUGUUGCGAGAGUAUAUAAAAUUAAACCAUCCUAAUGUUGUGCCAUUUCUGGGUCUCCUUCCUGGAUUUUUAUGUAUCAAGCUGAUAACCGAAUACCGAAAACGAAGAAGCCUGUCGGAUCUGCUUAACAACAAAACCGUUAAACUCGAUGCGUGGCUAAAAAACUCAUUCGUGAAUCAUCUCGCUGCGAGCCUAACUUUUCUACACGGAUCAACAAUUGCCUGCCAUGGCAAUCUGAAAACCCCGAAUUGCAUAAUUGAUAAUUAUUUCAUUUUGCAACUGACGGACAUCGACAUCUGCCGAUCGCAACGAACUACCGUACUUGCGAGCGAUGUCUUAAAGCUGCUGUGGAAUGCGCCGGAAGUUUUACGAUCACCUAUAAAAUUCACACAAUCCAAACCGGCGGAUUUAUUCAGCUUCGGGAUAGUUGUUCAGGAAUUAUACACCGAAUGUCUGCCGUAUCAUUCCGGUCGCUUUACCACUCAAGAAUAUUGCACAGAAAUCGUGAACUCAGUGAUUUCCGUUUUUCAUCCACUAUUUCGCUGGAAUAAAUGGCAAAAUUGUCCAGAGAAUGUGAAAGCCUUGAUAAUCGGGUGUUGCUCGGAAUCUCCGGACGAGCGAUAUACCAUACAACAAGUGCAGACGUUCUUGAGUCAACAUCCCGAAUUCCAUCACGGCAAAUCACUUAUGGACGAUAUUCUGGAUCGUAUGGAAAAGUAUGCUAACGAACUGGAAGAAGCCGUGGGCGCCAAAACUGAAGCUUUCUUAGAUGAGAAGCGCAAGUGUGAACAACUAUUAUCGGAUAUAUUUCCAGAAGCGGUUGCCAAAUCUCUUAUGAGCGGAAAUACGGUGUAUCCUGAGCGCUACGAUUCGGUUACAAUAUGUUUUACUGGAAUAAACAACUUUCCUACCUUAUCAACUGCUUUUACACCAAAUCAGAUUGUUCGCUUCUUGAAUGACUUGUACACGAUAUUUGACGCCAAAAUUUCCGAUUAUGAUGUAUACAAAGUGGAAACUGUUGCUGAUUCAUACAUUGUUACGAGUGGUCUUCCAUUGCGAAAUGGAUACGAGCAUGUGCGGCAGAUUGCGCAGCUGGCGCGUACGCUUGUUUUAGUUGGUCAACAAUUUCAAUCAAUUGCAUGUAAACACCAUCAACUGCAAUUAAAGAUUGGAUUUAAUACCGGCCCCGUUGCCACAGCUGUCGUUGGAAUUCGCCGGCCGCGAUACUGCAUAUUUGGAGAUACGAUGAACACUGCAUCGAGAAUGAUGUCAACCGGUGAAGUGUUGAAAAUUCACGUGAGCCAGUCUUCCAAGGAUGCUUUAACAAGAUUCGGGAUGUAUUGUGAACUUCGUGGAACAACUAGCAUCAAGGGAAAAGGUCAAGAAAAUACAUACUGGUUAACUGCAGCAGAUACUGCUCCUUGAGAUAAUUAGCUUCGCUAUCAGAAAUUUAUGACUCGCAGAGAUUCACCGCUUAAUCUGCUCUGUAACAAGUUGGCUACUUUAAAUUGCAUUACCGAUGUUUAUCUUCUUAAAUCUCAAUAAUUCCAUAAAUCGCUUUUUUGGACACUGUACAAAAUCAAGCGGCGCUUUUACAUACUCAUGAAUUCAUAAAAAUUUGAGCAAAAUUAGAAUAUCUAAUCUAUUUUUCGUAGACUCGCUGCAAUUUAGGUAUAAGGAAGUCGCAGAGUGUAAACGGUUAAAGGCUUUGGUAAUCCAGUAGCAUUUGCCGUGUUCCCGCCAAUAAGGAACAUGCAAAUCGUAUUGCUGCUCCCGUUUUCGGUUGCGUUAAAAUCCGCUAUCGACUCCGUUUCGGCCAGCGAGUGUGUGCUGACGGUGCUUCUCGCGGCAGUGAUCGGUUUUGCCCGAUUAGAAAUGGUGCUGACUGUAAGAUUGCGGUCAUCGAAGAUUUUGAUAUCGGUUAACUCAAUGGCAUCGUUGUCAUACUGAUAACGGGCUUUGUCGCUAAUUUUACUUUUAAUGAUUAACGGCUCUUGGGAAAUAGUUCGUGCGUAUUGUCUAAUAUCUGGGAUACUGGCAGCUGGCAGAAUACGCGGGUAGCGAAACGGGCUGACGUUUGGGUAACUGGAGACAUCUGGAUGCGUGGAACGGCUUUCAUCGGUGUAUUCCCGCGCGCUUAUCAAAGCGGUGUGGUGUGCAAGUGGUGGGCAACCUGUUACUUGAAAUUCCGUCCAUGUUCGACUUGGAAAGUCAUACCUCCACAGGUCGUUAUGGAUGACGUGCUCAUUUUGGCCACCAUACACCCACAUUGAAUUUCCGACUUCGAUGGCCGAAUGACCAUAACGUGCCGAAGGGGAGCGACCCUUCGUUCCCGACACAGCCAGCCAAAAUUUAUUACCUGCAGACAUCUGCUGUCAUCAUCCGUAGAAAAUUAAUUUUGCUUGUAUCUCUAUACUGUUACACUGUGAUACAACUUCCGAAAAAUUGGAGUAGUCUGCAUAGUCUCCAAAAUAUUGAA